Molecule: messenger RNA, 1788 nt
Organism: Dichomitus squalens LYAD-421 SS1
Lineage: Eukaryota; Fungi; Basidiomycota; Agaricomycetes; Polyporales; Polyporaceae
Exons: 2
Coding region: 1-1788 (595 amino acids)
Source: RefSeq, a predicted model, not a curated record
AUGGCACAACCCAUACCCAUUGUGACCCGUCCUGGUCCUGGGGCAACGUUCACUCUCCCUCUCGCAUCUCCAGCUUUCACUCAAUCGCCCUCUUCAGCCCCCGCGAGUACGCUCAAUUCCCCUCUGCCUCUAUCUUCUGCCCAACUCCGGAGGUCUUCGUAUGGGAGUUCUUACGGCUGGAGCCCGGGUCGGGAAGACUCGAGGGAUGAGAAGCAUAACGAGCUAGCCGAGUCGUUGAAGAGGAGCGUCACGAUCGUGUUCUGGUAUAAGGCGAACGUACAACCGCUCCGACUGCGGGUGGAUAUUGCAACGUUUCCGCUCCUACGCCUUUCUGAGGUCGAGCCCAUCGUCGAUGCCUAUCACCUCGCUCCCAACACCUAUGUUGAUGUUUACAACCCCCACGCACGUGCAUGGGAGCAAGAGCAACUCUGUGCUGUGCGCUCGGUUGAGAGCCAGCAGAGGGUACUCUAUCGCAUGCGCCGCGACCUAAUCGUCGGCCUGGAAGACUGCGAGUGCCUAGGGUUGGAAGCAGAACUCCGUCUACAAGAGGAACGUGUCUCGGCCCCCGCCUUACCACUGCUCUACCAGCCAGUAGACUCGGUGGGUCAGAAGAAGCGGUCGGCCGAUGAGGGGCUAUCACCGCCAUCGAGCAAGCAUCAUCGGUCCCAUUCGUCGCAGAGCGGUUCGUCCACGUCUACGGCAGUGAACGCGCUCGCCUUCGAGGACGUUGGCUCUCCUAUGUUCUCCAGGCACGUCGUACCCGACUCGGAGACGCAAGUGGAUUCGUCUCAGAUGCCUAUGUAUGCCUCACCUUUCAGUAUCGCGUCUCUCCAUUCUGUUACUUCUGCCACGACUUCAACUACGUCCCAGCUCAAUCAGGACUAUCACUACACUCCUCAUACGCCAAUCAGCCCGAUACAGCACGCGCGUUCAACUCACAACAACUCUGCAAUGCCAUUGAGGACGAAUGGGCCCGUUCCUAUCUCGUCGGACUCUUCGCUGGCUAUGGCGGUCACCCCGCCUACUCCUACUCUCUCGAUUCAGGCUUCGCCCAUAUCCCCGACGCGCGCAUCAUACUCCCGACUUCCUUACCCUCAAGCCGCCUCGAACCCCACCCCAUCGCCCACGCCGAAAUCUACCCCGCUCCCGUCCCCCGUCACACUCCCAGCCGCGAAUCAGGACCGCGAGCCCACCCCCACCGCGCAAGCCAACGGCGACGGCACCGGGCCAGGGAGCACCGCCGGCGGCGGCGCGGCGAAAGCGUGGCCGUUCGGCAAGUACGUGUGCGAGAUCGACGCGGGCCUGACGGAGAUGGAGGAGCUCAUGCAGCGCGAGCCGGCGCUCACGCAGCGCGGCGCGUUCGAGCGCGUGUUCAAGGCGGCGUACAAGAAGUCGACGUUCUGCAACCACCGGCGGGUGUGGAAGAACGCGCCGCAGGACGCGCUCGACGAGUGGCGCGCGGCGGGGCGCGCGGAGAGCGCGCUGUGGAACGAGUUCGUGCGCGCGCUCGAGGGGAAGGAGCCGAAGCGGCCGGCGGGGCUCGCGGGGAACGGGGGAGGGCAGGGACUGGGGAGGGGGGUUGCGUUCGCGCAGAGCCAGGCGGCGUUUGGGUCGCCGCAGGGCGGGUUGGUGCAUCUGGGGAUGGGGCCUGCGCAGGGGAUGAGGAUGCAGCAGCAUUCGCAGGGGCUGGGGAUGAGGCGGGAGGAGCCUAUGGGGUCGUUGAGGCCCCCGGAGGGGAGAGGGUAUCUUGGUGAGUGGUUCGGGACAUGUUUUGGUGGGUUUGGCUAA